GUUAACAUUUGCUUCUGCGCAAUUUGUGCGCAGCUGUGAUCCGCCUCAAAAUUGGGCUGAUGACACCCGGAAGUGUCAUGGCGUCGCCCGGUGCGUAAAGCCUCGACUGCAACUCACUAUUUGUCGUGACUUCUUGACAAAUGUGAUGAGGUUUUGUCCCGUCGGGAUAUCUCCGCCCCGUUCACUCUAUUAAAGAUGGCCGAUUCAGGCGCAGGUGAUCCCAGCGGUCAUCGCGUGCCAGCCCCCGGAGGGGGCGGCAGGGGCCUACUGAUGGGGCGCCGAACACCGGCUACCGUGGCUGCGGGUCGCCUUCCCGCAAUGCGGGCUCGAGAUCUCACCCUGGGGGGAGUGAAAAAGAAAACAUUUACACCCAACAUUAUUAGCCGCAAAGUUAGAGAAGACGCCAAAGAUGAAGGUGGGCCGAGGAGGGAGCGCAGGGAUGCCACCCGAGGCAGAGGCCCCAGAGAGAGGGGGCGGGGCCGGGGCCGCCCGGAGAUCAUCCAGUCCCACUCGAUUUUUGAGCAGGGGCCGGCAGAAAUGGCCAUCCGGAAAAAAAGUUAUGAAAGUGAACGAGAUGCCCCCAGCGUCGGGCCGUCCCCCAUCAUCAAUAUCAAAAAGGAGAAGAGAGAAACCGAGGAAGAGACCAAAGAAAUCCUUCGCAAGCUGGAACAUGAUGGCUUCAUAGACGACCCAUUCCUGAGGGGCGAACAGCGAAGCUGCCCGGUUCAACUUCCUCUUGCCGUGUCAGGAUGGGGUUUCAAGGAGGAAUUCAGUGCGCCUGCUGUUAAAAUUGAGAAAAUGGAAGAUGAUGAGCUCAUGGAACCUGCAGUACAAAUAAAGGAGGAGCAGGACAGAGUGGACGCAAAGAAGUCCGAGGCUGCUUUCAAGCCGCCUCCGCUGCCCGAGCCGGACGUUCUGCCGGAUCUUCUUCACAAGUGGAGUCUGAGCAAAGGGGAGGAGCUGUUCUUCAUGCAGCUGCCCGACACGCUGCCCGGCCAGCCGCCCACCAGGGAGUACAAGCCCAUAAAAACCGAGGUGCAGUCCGAGGACGGCCAGUCUGUCCUCCUGAAAACGGAGUCUCAGGAGGAGAAAACGGAAGAGAACAGCUGUAAUUUGAAAGAUCUGCGCGAGGGUCUCAUGGGAAAGAUGCUGGUCCGGAAAUCCGGCCGCGUGCAGCUCAUAAUGGGGCAGGUGACCCUGGAUGUGUCCCUCGGGGCGUCGUGCUCUUUCCUUCAGGAACUGGUUUCUGUUGACACUGAGGGACGAACGGGUGACUUGACAGUUUUGGGCAAAGUCAAACACAAAAUGGUUUGCUCGCCAGACUUUGAAUCUUUGCUGGAGAGCAGGUGAUGAUGUUUAGUGCGCCUUUUUUUUUUUUUUGUUUUGUUUUUUUGUUUCUGGUUUACUCUGCUGUGUGCUGAAACGCUAAACUAUAAAACUUGAAACAAGACCAAACGUUUGUUGCCUAAAGGCCAAUUGAUUCGGUCAUGUGCCAUAUUUCACGCUCACAUUCUAAAUCUAAACAAAUAUU
Syngnathoides biaculeatus (alligator pipefish) is the source of this 1531-nucleotide messenger RNA. It is a transcript of the gene polr3d, whose product is annotated as polymerase (RNA) III (DNA directed) polypeptide D. NCBI's taxonomy places the organism in Eukaryota, Metazoa, Chordata, Actinopteri, Syngnathiformes, Syngnathidae. Gene Ontology annotation, molecular function: DNA binding. The record is from RefSeq and is a predicted model, not a curated record. Gene Ontology annotation, biological process: transcription by RNA polymerase III. The transcript is spliced from 9 exons. Gene Ontology annotation, cellular component: RNA polymerase III complex. The coding region runs from base 196 to 1350 and encodes 384 amino acids.